AUGUAUGCCCUUGGGCAUAGCCCCGAGUCUUCACGGCAGGCCAGUCCUGCAUCGCGAGAUCAUAACCCGCGGAAGCGCGGUAGGACAGCAUGCACUCGAUGCAAGACACGGAAGCAGAAAUGCGACAAUGAAUAUCCGACAUGCUCCAACUGCCUGAAGGCGGGGGCCGCGUGCGACAAGUCCAGCGUGCGAGAGGACAGUGACGGCCAGAAUGAUUAUACUCGCGUUCUGGAAGAACGUGUGGCAUUCCUGGAGCGCAGACUUAACCAAUCGAAGCCAGCAAUUCCAGAUCCAAAUGCUGCCAGUAUGACUGCUGCACCUUCGCUGCUCUCCCCGCAAGGGAGUCAUCCAACGCCACAGACAGCUACUUCGAGCCUUGACAAUAAUCCCGUUGGGGAAAUUGUGGGCCUGCUUGCUCUGAGCUCCUCUGAAGCUCCAGCAUACAUAGGAGCCAGCUCGGGGGUUUCCCUCGCUAACAAUUUGGGGGAGAUGGUCCAAACGAGUGUUUGGAACCAGUUUAUCUCAAGAAUGCAACAGAAUCAAACGAACACAAAUGCUGGCAGCAACUCUUCUCAAAACACAUCAGCCCGAGUACAUGGUCCCUCGGAGCAGCCAUCCGCUCCUCGGAUUCGAGAUCAGCUCUUGCCAGCAAAUGCUGAGCCACCCACAGACGAAAUGGGGGCACGAAUUCUGGACACUUAUUUUACCCGACUUCAUUCGAGAUACCCGUUUCUCAAUCAGAAGCAAGUCUGGAAAAUUCACGAAGAUCGAUGGCGAUUGGCUAAGACCAAACGUGAAGACCUUACUCGGUCCGAUCGAUUCGCUAUUUUCAAGCUCAAUCUUAUAUAUGCUAUCGGGGCAACGAUGCUUCAGUUAAGUGAGAAAUAUGCAUACACAGCACCUGACCGGUAUUAUAACACAGCCCUACAGCAUGUUCACUCAAUGUGCGAAGCGAGAUCUAUUGAUAACAUCGAAGCCAUGAUCCUACUUGUCGUGUACCACCUGCGAACCGCAUCCAGUCACGGUAUGUGGUAUAUGAUUGGACUUGCUAUGCGUACUUCCAUCGACCUCGGUCUUCACCGAAAGGCAAAUGAGAUCAACAUGGACCCAUUCACCACACAGAUGCGCCGAAGGCUUUUCUGGACAGUGUAUUACCUUGAAAGAGUGGUUUCAAUGUCUCUCGGUCGGCCAUUCAGCAUCUCCGAUCGCCACAUUGAUCUUGACCUACCACUGGACGUCGAUGAUGACGUUGAAGAUCCGGCAAUACUAGCAGCCCCCCAAGACCCAAAUAAGACUACUUCCCUCACGUUUGCAAUCUACCUCAUCAAACUCCGCCGCAUCGAUUCACGCAUCCAACACAAAAUCUACCGUGCCGACCGACCUUUAUCUUCCCUCCGACCCAAAAUGGACCCCUUAUAUCUCGAACUCGAAGAAUGGAAAGAAUCAGCCCUCCUACGAUUCAGCGGUCCAGAUCUCGAUUAUCCAAUGCUCCACUACAACCGAGCUGUACGGCUACUGAUCCAGCCCUUCCUUCCUCUCCUCCCAAUCACCGACCCAUACUACCAUAUCUGCCUCCGCGCCGCAGGAAACAUCUGUCAAUCCCACAAACGCCUCCAUCAAACCCUAGAAUAUGGCCACUCCUUCCUUGCCGUACAAACCGUUUUCAUGGCAGGGAUAACACUCCUAUACGCCCUGUGGACACAUACAGACCAAGUCUGGUCCGUCCGCAUGAGCAACGACAUCCGUGCUUGCUCAACGGUGCUCUUCGUCAUGGGCGAGCGCGCAGCAUGGGUUAAGAAAUACCGCGAUGCGUUCGAGCUACUUGUUAACGCCGCUAUGGAGAAAUUGCAGGGUAAUGAGACAGCUCGCAAUGCCGGAAUGGCUGAGUUAAUGACUGCCCAGCAUGGUAUUAACUGGAAUACUACUGUCCCCGGCAUGUCUGGUAGUGACAAGUUCCCGCCAGUCAAUCCGACCAGUUUAGCAUCUGAUGCCGGGCUUACGCCACAGGUCGGUGCUGCGGAUGAUUCUGAACACGCGGUUAGGAUGGCGUUGCAGUUGGCGCCGUGGAUUGAUCAGGAUGAAAGUGAUCCGUUGUGGAUGCCGGAUUUUGAGACGCUGGAGAAUUUGUCCGGAACCUUUUGGAAUAAUCCUGAUACGAGGCUUUUUGAUGCCCUGUGA
Molecule: messenger RNA, 2178 nt
Organism: Penicillium arizonense
Lineage: Eukaryota; Fungi; Ascomycota; Eurotiomycetes; Eurotiales; Aspergillaceae
Product: putative C6 transcription factor
Exons: 4
Coding region: 1-2178 (725 amino acids)
Biological process (GO): DNA-templated transcription; positive regulation of transcription by RNA polymerase II
Molecular function (GO): sequence-specific DNA binding; DNA-binding transcription factor activity, RNA polymerase II-specific; zinc ion binding
Source: RefSeq, a predicted model, not a curated record